Molecule: messenger RNA, 1654 nt
Organism: Chinchilla lanigera (long-tailed chinchilla)
Lineage: Eukaryota; Metazoa; Chordata; Mammalia; Rodentia; Chinchillidae
Gene: Pinlyp
Product: phospholipase A2 inhibitor and LY6/PLAUR domain containing
Exons: 5
Coding region: 208-867 (219 amino acids)
Cellular component (GO): extracellular region
Molecular function (GO): phospholipase inhibitor activity
Source: RefSeq, a predicted model, not a curated record
CUGGGGAAGACAGAGAAGAGGGGAUUCUAGUCUUCACAACGCUCUUCACCCGCAGGGACUCAAGCGACCCAACUUUGAUUUUGCUGGGGGGCGCGGGGAGCGGUGCGAAUGUCCGAAAACAAGGCAGUAACCUUUGGAGCAGUCAAGGAAGAGGGGGCUGCGAGUCCUGACUUCUAGGAUCCUCGUGGUGGACGGGGCUGAGCACAAAUGUUCAGCUUCCUUUUGGAUGCUGGUACCCGGAGGCUGCGGAGGACUGCCCCGGAUUCUGACCUCAGCUAUUUUUCACCCCACGGUGAAGGCUGCGGUCUCACCUGCGAGGUGUGUAACGGCCCCGAGGACACGUGCAGCGGGAAAAUGAAGCAGUGCGAGCAGGGCAAGGACACGUGCGCGAUUAUCGUGAGCGAGUCCCACGAAAAGGGCCCUUACGUGAGCACCGUCAAGGCCUGCAUGAAAUCCAGAGACUGCCACACGGGCUACGUGUCCACCACCAUGGGACCCAAUAACUACAUGGUGACCAACACGCAUUGUUGCCAGAGCGAUGGCUGCAACCGUGGCUCCGUGCCUGCUCCCCAGUACAAUCGCACCGUGAAUGGCCUGCUGUGCCCCUCCUGCGUGGUGCCCUUCCGGGAUACGUGCGCGGCCACACAGCUAGCCCAGUGCGUCGGCCAGGAAACGCACUGCAUCUACUUGGCCGGCAGAGCGAAGGCUGGAAUCAUCAGUGCCAAGUUUGCCACUCGGGGCUGUGCCACGGAGAGUGCCUGCCGCACGAAGGCUGGGGCCGAGGUGCCCUCAGCCUCCUACCACUACUUCCUCCACCGGGCAGACUGCCACGAAGCCACCACCUUGCCCUAUGGCAGGGCUGAGUGAAGGACUGAGGACUACGUGUGGCUUGAGGUCCCCGUUUGUCCUCAGCAUGCAGCCUGCCAUGUGCUUAUAAAUUAAAGCUGACAGAGGAAGCCUGAGUCCUUGUGACACGGUGCAUCUCGGGGAGGCGGGCUGCAGAGGGUUUAAGCCUUGGUCUUCCUUUCUGACUUCCUCUCUCCAAGGAAGAGGGGGAGGUCCUGCCUUUUACAGAGAGACAGUCAUUAUUGUCAGGACCUGUGCUAAGGUUUUCCUUGCUACCCCUCAUUUUACAAUCAUAAUGGCUCUAUGAAAUUGAUAUUAUUAUCCCACUUUACAGACUAACAAACUGAGGCAAAUCCUGAGUGUCACUUGCCUGGGUCAGCUAGGAAGAAUCAGAACCCUGACUUGAACCUCAGUCUAUCACACUUCAGAGUCCUUGAUCAACUCUCCUGAUUAACCUCUCCCUCUGUUUGCUUCAGUUUUCAUUUCUGCAGAAUGUGGAUGUCAAUAGUUAUAACCUCUUGGGAAUUGGUAUGAGAUAAAUGAAACAUGAAAACACUUAGUGCAGUGCCUGCCACCUUGAAGAGAAUGAUGGUUCUUCCGACAAUGUCUGAAUAAAUAGUAAUCACCAUAAUAGCUGCCACUUACUCAGUGGUCAUUAGUGGGCAGGUGCUAAGCAUUACGGCAGUCAGGACAGACAAGAUUAUGCUAUAGUAACAAACAAGUCCCUAAUCUCUGGUUUAAAACAACAACAUUGUAUGAGUCACCAAAUGUUUCAGUACUGCCUCGUAAUAAACCGUCUCCAACCUGA